This is a messenger RNA of Pelobates fuscus (common spadefoot toad), 1066 nucleotides long. It is a transcript of the gene LGALS1, whose product is annotated as galectin 1. NCBI's taxonomy places the organism in Eukaryota, Metazoa, Chordata, Amphibia, Anura, Pelobatidae. The transcript is spliced from 4 exons. Bases 99 to 500 code for a protein of 133 amino acids. The record is from RefSeq and is a predicted model, not a curated record. Gene Ontology annotation, molecular function: laminin binding; carbohydrate binding.
GGGCCACUCCCAGUAAUUCAAGCCUUUUCGUUUAGGUCUGCAUUAUAAAGGAGGGAGUUGGAUAGCUGCUAACAUUCACAGAGCAUUGCAAGCUGAAGAUGGCUGGUGUUGUCUUGAAUAACCUUAACCUGAAGAAAGGACACUGCUUAGAACUGAAGGCUCGCAUCCCAACAGAUUCAAAAGGAUUUUGUGUAAACCUGGGGAAGGAUUUGUCAAACUUUAUCAUUCAUUUUAAUGCUCGCUUUGACCUCCAUGGAGAUACAAAUACAAUAGUCUGCAACUCAAAAGAAGCUGAUGCUUGGGGCACGGAGCAGAGGGAAUCAUCAUUCCCCUUUGAACAGGGGGCAGAGACCCUGGUUUGCUUUGAGUAUCAAGAGGACAAGCUGAUUGUUAAGUUAAGUAAUGGGCAAGAAUUCUCAUUCCCAAUCCGAAUGCCUGUGGAUACAAUUGACUUUCUAUCAUUGGAAGGCAUUGAGUUAAAGUCCAUCACUCUUCAGUAACCACUUAUGAGCAGUCUAUUCUAUAUAUAAUCGGCUAUUGGAAACCAGUUCUAAAACUUUCAGACAUACAUGGUACUGUGAGUUAGGUUACCAGACCUGAGGAUAUAGUUAUCAAACAGGGAAACAGAAAGAUUUGAAAACAAAUUGCAAUUUUCAAUAGAAAAAUAACUAUGGAAAAUGGCUUGUCUAUUUUACCAUUCUGGGAUUUUAUCUUUUACCACACCUUAAAUUGCUUUGUGAAUAAAUACUAGUACUAAACUUUACUUCUAUGCGAGAGACUUGGCAAAGGUUCAUUGUUUUGAACUUGUUGCAAUCACUAUGGCUACCAUGCAACUGCAGGUGCUUUUCUUUCUCCCACUUUAAACCUAUGCGCUGCUUUAAAAGAUCUGUUCUGUCUAGUAUAUAACUUAGGCUUUGUAAAUGGUCUAUACCUCUCAUAGUAUCAUGUUAUGGCUGUACAGUUAACUAGGUGCCACGGUGAGAAUUUCCAUCUGGUGUCCACACUUUAGAAAAGCAAAUCUCUGUAUUGUUGGCAUAAAACAAUAAAUUCUCUCAUUCAGAAUUAA